CCGGGCAGCUGCUCCACCUGCCACAACAGCGUCUCCAUGGCGACGGCUCGCCCGGACCCCCGGCGCUUCCCGCCGCAAGUUUGAGCAGCGGCUCUACCUUCCGCCCGUGAGGUAGCCCAAUGGGAACCCGCUUGAGGAAUAAAUAGAGACAUAGCACUCAUGCUGCUACCCACUAUGUCUCUCCAGGGUUGGGCUGGACCACAAUACACACAUUGCAAGUGAGUUCCACGACUAUCUGUGAUACUGCAGUGGAAUGCCAGGCAUCAGAAGCACCUAGACGCCCCCUCCUUUAUGCUAGGCACUGUACAUAUACACAGAAUGAAAAGACAGAACCUGAUCCAAAGAGCUUGCAAUCCAAGACUGAAGAUAACAAAUACAACAGAUGAGAAGAGCACAAGGUACUACAAGUGGAUAAACAAUGUGCAGUGCUCUGAGCCCAAAGGCACGAGGACCUGGCCUUUCUGAUAUGCAUCAAUACAGCCAGUGGCUGGCCAGCAGACAUGAGGCCAACUUAUUACCGAUGAAAGAGGAUCUAGCGCUGUGGCUCACAAACCUACUGGGUAGGGAAAUAACGGCAGAAACUUUUAUGGAGAAGUUGGAUAAUGGUGCCUUGCUCUGUCGACUAGCUGAGACCCUACAAGAGAAAUUUAAAGAAAACAGUUUUGAUGCAAACAAGCCUGGCAAAACUCUGUUUACAGCUUAUAUUCAAAUGGAGGUAAACACACAUCCCUUAUUAAAGACAGGCCUGGUUGACCACUUCUACCUAAUGAGGGCUAGACCCUGCCAGUGCGGAAGAUUCCAUGCAAAGCCAAUGCUCCUUCAGGGUCUUUUUUUGCACGAGACAACACAGCAAAUUUCUUAUCCUGGUGCAGAGAUGUGGGGGUGGACGACACAUGCCUAUUUGAAUCAGAAGGCUUGGGAUGUGGAGCCAAAGAAUAUUCUUCAUCUAUUUCUUCGAAAAGAAUCUACACAGCAAGACAAGGUCCUCCACAAGCAGCCCAGAGAAGUGUGCCUUUGUUUGCUGGAACUUGGAAGGAUUGCAGCCAGGUUUGGUGUGGAACCUCCUGGGUUAAUAAAGCUGGAGAAAGAGAUUGAACAAGAGGAAAUACUUUCAGCUCCUCUUCCGUCUCCUUCACCCUCCCCAACAAAGUCUCCAGGGAAAAAGAGCACAGGAAAACUGUUGGAUGAUGCUGUCAAACACAUUUCUGAAGAUCCUCCUUGUAAAUGCCCCAAUAAAUUCUGUGUGGAGCGUCUUUCACAAGGACGGUACAGAGUUGGAGAGAAGAUCCUCUUUAUUAGGAUGCUGCACAACAAACAUGUGAUGGUUCGUGUAGGAGGAGGAUGGGAGACUUUUGCAGGGUACUUGCUGAAACAUGACCCUUGCCGAAUAAUGCAGAUCUCUCGGGUGGAUGGGAAAACCUCUCCAAUCCAGAGCAAGUCUCCGACCAUCAAGGACAUGAAUCCAGACAAUUACUUGGUUGUUUCUGCCCAUUACAAAACCAAGAAGGAGAUUAAGUGAAAUUAGCUUCUCAUUUGACUGGGACUAUAUAUAUGUAGGUCCAAAUUAUCUUCUUGAGUGUAGUAAAUUUAGUUCAUGCUUUGAAAGGACUUCAGAAAAUUUAACAGACUGAAAAUGGCAACCUGCUUUGAAGAUCUUUGAACUGUAGAACUAUUUAUUUCUAGUACUGUACCUUUUAUAGCAAAUUAUCCUUGAUAGGUUAAUUACUACAAUCAGAUAAGAAAUAGACACAUAUUUUUAGCCAAAUCAUUACUCUUAAAUAUGUGAAUGUAUACUUAGAAUGAUUCAAAGGAUGUGGU
Messenger RNA from Chelonia mydas (Green sea turtle), 1818 nucleotides. It is a transcript of the gene GAS2, whose product is annotated as growth arrest specific 2. The record is from RefSeq and is a predicted model, not a curated record. Lineage: Eukaryota; Metazoa; Chordata; Testudines; Cheloniidae. Bases 419 to 1519 code for a protein of 366 amino acids. Gene Ontology annotation, cellular component: actin filament. Gene Ontology annotation, molecular function: microtubule binding; cytoskeletal adaptor activity; actin filament binding. Gene Ontology annotation, biological process: actin crosslink formation. The transcript has 12 exons.